Salvia miltiorrhiza (redroot sage) is the source of this 843-nucleotide messenger RNA. Its product is annotated as auxin-responsive protein SAUR71-like. The record is from RefSeq and is a predicted model, not a curated record. The transcript has a single exon. Gene Ontology annotation, biological process: response to auxin. The coding region runs from base 224 to 751 and encodes 175 amino acids. Lineage: Eukaryota; Viridiplantae; Streptophyta; Magnoliopsida; Lamiales; Lamiaceae.
UAAGUAUUGCUAAUUAAGAUAAUAAUCCAAGUUGAAGCUAGUUUAAUUAUGGUACGUUUGACUCGUAAAAGUAAGGAAUCUCUCUCCCUCUCUUUGCAUUCGUAUCUAUAUAUAUAUUGCCUCAAUAUUCAUCCAUUUGCUAAGUCUCCAUCUUAUAAAUUCCUACCUCUCUCUCUCACACACACUCAACAUUCAUCAUAUCUAGAGAGAGAGAGAGAGAGAGAUGGAUUCAUCAUCAAGAAAAUCAAACAAGAUCAGAGACAUAGUUAGGCUACAACAAAUCCUGAAGAAGUGGAAGAAGGCUGCCAACAGCAACAAAAGCAAUGCUGCUUCAAGCACAAGCAAGAGCAGCAGCAGCAACAAGAGCAUCAAGUUCUUGAAGAAGACGCUGUCCUUCUCGGAGAGCUCGUCGUCGUCGUUGGCAAACGGCGCCGUUCCGAAAGGGUUCGUGGCGGUGUGCGUGGGGACGGAGCUGAAGAGGUUCGUGAUCCCGACGGAGUAUCUGAGCCACCAAAUGUUUGGGAUUCUACUGAGAGAAGCUGAGGAAGAGUUCGGAUUCCAGCAGGAAGGGGUGCUGAGGUUUCCAUGCGAAGUGGAGCUGUUCGAGAAGGUGUUGAAGAUGAUGGAGGAGAAGAGGUCGAUGUCAUCGCCGGCGUUGGAUCAACUCGAUUAUCACGACGUCAUCAUCAACUGCUCCGAUAACUACUCUCCAGAAACUGAGCUUCAUCACCACCCGCAGAUGUGCAGAUAACCCUAUUUUAAUUCAUUUGCUUAAUCGUCUAGUCGAAUGUAAUGUAAUAUUUGGGAGAGGGAUAUAUAUGGAUUAUCCAUCGUUUUGAUUUA